UAUUACGUGACCUGGAAGUACUUCUUUAUUGUCGCUGUGGAGAAGCUUUUAGGAAGUCCUUGAAAAUAUAACACACACAGCCAGAUUAUUUAUCAAAACACAGGGCUACAACCAUGGCAAGAAGAUUAAUAUACCCGCUGUACCAGAUCGGGAACCCCCAACUGAGGAUCUUCCGGCCGCCAUUCUCCCUGACUCUGGUCCGACCAGGGAAGGAGCAGCCUCAGGACACAGUGCAGUUCAGAAUCCCCAUGGAAAUGACCAAAUGUGAUGUGAGGAACUACCUGGAGAAGAUUUACAACGUUCCAGUGGGAGCUGUCCGCACAAGGAUACAAUACUGUACGAAUAAGAAGAGAAACCACCUCAACCAGAAAGUGAAGAGACCAGAUUAUAAAGUGGCCUACGUUCAGCUGGCGCAGCAGCAGACAUUUGAGUUCCCUGACAUCUUCACAGAGAAGGAUGUGAAGUCAGCCGAGGGCUCGGUGGAGGAGAUGCAGGAGAAGUUCAUGGAGGAUGAGAAACAGAGGCAGAAACCGGACCUUCGCAGGGGAGGGGUCACAGAGUGGUUCGGGCUCUAGAGAGAGAGUUUGUGUGUUAGGAGAUAUGCACUGCUGGUGUGUGGGUUUGUUUGUGAGAGAGUGUUAAUAUUGUGUGUCAUCAUGUACAGAUUUUUAUCUGCAACAAGUGCGUUUGGUGGAAACACCACAGAUGGGUAAAUUUGCAUAUUUUCUUUAUGCAGAUUUUAGAAUAUUCGUAUGAAAAUCUGUCGCCAAUUGGAUGGAAACCUAGCUACUGUCAUUGUAAGAAUGGAACAUGUGACCAAUAGCUGUUCAGACAUAAUAUUAAUUGGUGAAAUAAAACAGAAAAUAAUUAAAAUACAGUUUUUCAACAUUUGAGACGUUCUCUAUUGUCAGGUAACACCACUUAUACCAGUGUUGACCGACCCUCGGCCUGGAGAACUGAUGGGUAUCCAGGAUUUUGCUCUGAACCUGCUCUAACACACCCGAUUCAACAAGCCACUCUUUUGAUGAGAGUAGCUGAAUCCUGCUGAUUAACUGUCAAAUCAGUUGUGUCAGAGCAGAGCUAGAACAAAACCCUGCACCCCCAGUAGUUUUCAAACAGGAGGGUUGUCCACCUCUCCCUGACGGAGAAGGCUACUGUGUGGGAAUGUGUUUUCAGUUCACCGCAAUAUGUCUGUGUGAGUGUUUUACUGUGAACUACUGUACAAGGAAAAGCUAAUAAAAAGUAACUUGUCAACC
Molecule: messenger RNA, 1256 nt
Organism: Oncorhynchus mykiss (rainbow trout)
Lineage: Eukaryota; Metazoa; Chordata; Actinopteri; Salmoniformes; Salmonidae
Gene: mrpl23
Product: mitochondrial ribosomal protein L23
Biological process (GO): mitochondrial translation
Cellular component (GO): ribosome; mitochondrial large ribosomal subunit
Molecular function (GO): structural constituent of ribosome
Source: RefSeq, a predicted model, not a curated record